Messenger RNA from Rubroshorea leprosula, 339 nucleotides. The record is from the annotation of a GenBank genome assembly. Lineage: Eukaryota; Viridiplantae; Streptophyta; Magnoliopsida; Malvales; Dipterocarpaceae.
CAGAAUAUAUGCCCAAAAUUAGUCUACUCUGUUGCUGUGAAAUGCUGGGGAAGAAUAGAGGAACAGAGCACUCUGUUUAAUAUAUUUAGAAAAGAAAUGACAAACAUAGAGGUAGAAUGUGGUUUAGGGCCUUCAACCGUUGAUAUGGCUGCUUCAGCAGGAGCAAACUGCAUUGUUGCGGGGACCUCAGUGUUUGGAGCCCAUCAGCCUGCUGAAGCUAUAUCACCUUUUGGGAAAGGGUGUUGUCGAAGCCAGAAAAACUGCUAAUCUUGUUUCAGGGAAGGUACAUUAAUACUGUUGGAUGUGAUGUACAUAUUUCAAUAAAAAUAAAGAAUAAUU